AUGUCUACUUGUUCUAAUUUGUUGAUAUCAUUUUCUAUUUGUAUGUCGCUAACACAGUCAUCCUUUACAAUUUGUCUGUGUUCAGACUUAUCUCGUCUUGCUGAACUUUCUGCAUUUCCUUUACAAAGAGGACAACCUCUUGCCCAAUGUCCUUCUUUGCCACAAUCCCAGACACCUUCUGCAUUCAGUUUUGACUGAUUCCAACGCUCUCUUCCGCUAUUGUAACCUCGUCCUCUUCUACUACGACCAAGGCCUCUACCGCGUCCUUUUUGUUACAGGCCUCAUUAGAUCGGGGCGGUGUAAAGGUUAAGAAUGAAAAGCUGACCACUCUAAUGUUGCUCUACGAAUCAUUCAUCCUGUUGAAGGACCAUCUAAUUGUUGCCUGUGUGGUUUUUGCAGCAGAGUGGCACAUUUCCAUCAGGUCCAUCCCUACAAAAGGCGGCGGAGCGGCCGUCCCGAGAGAUGGCGGUCAUUUGAAAGUGAAUGUCCAAGUAGCACAGAAGGCUUUUUGUCGGCGGGCCCACAAUGGAGGCUCCCCGGGUGGGAAUGUGGACCACUUCCGCCUACGAGCGUACAUAUAAUGUCAGCCGUGGAGGCAGACAUGAGGAUCUUCUGACGGCGCACAGAUUACGUGAUAGUGUCGUGCUUCCCAAACGCCAUUAUCGCCAACGUGCCCGAGUGUCCGUACGGCUGGGAGAUGGAGCAACUCUCCCUGGGGGGGGUGUGCUCCACAGGUGUGCAUAGCUCCGGUUACUACCGCUUCAUCAUCCCCGACCUGACGCCCAAGAACCACUCGUACUGCGGCACUCAGUCAGAGUACAUCCCAGGGAAAGACGCCCGCUAUAUCUUCUUCAAUUCGGUGGUGUCCAACGACACGUCGCUGACACUCAGGAACCAGCCGGUCAACUACACUUUCAGCUGCGUGUACCGCGCCACCUAUCUGGUCAACAACGCCGUCUUCAGCCAGAGAGUGGCCACUGUCUACGUCAGCAACGGCACUUUGGGCUCCUUUAUGUCACAGCUGUCCAUGGGCGUGUUCACUAACGCCAAGUUCCUGUACGCCAAAGAAGCGCCAUAUGUGAUCGACACCUCCGAGAUUGGCUCAGAGGUUUUUGUUGGCGUAGAGGCCAAAGGGCUGAGCGGACGCUUCCGAGUGGUCAUAGACAACUGCUGGGCCACGCCCACGCCCUACUCAACAGACAGGAGGAGGUGGAGCCUUAUCAUCAACAGCUGCCCAUCCGACGAUACUGUGAACAUUUUCGAGAAUGCCAAAGACAGCCGCUCCACCUUCAAGUUCAACUCGUUCCGCUUCCGCGACCAGGAGAAGGCAUCCAUCGUGUGGCUCCACUGCGAGGUUCACGUGUGCGACGGCGAGCGGCUCGUCUGUCAGCCGAAUCCUUGCCCAGCCAGGAGACUGGCAUUGAAGGCGGAGCCACAUGGCGGCGUCCUGACUGCUGAAUUUUACAUUAAAGCUAACGGAUCCUCCAGUAAAGGACACAUCAUAGGAGCGUCAGUGCCCCUCCUGCUGCUCAUCUUCAUCAACACAUGCAGUCCUGCUUACGCAACUAAUCAGUGAAGAAGCACCCAUAUGUACUGUACUUGGAGGGAGUGCAUACAGCUCCCAGUGGCUAAUCAGACAAGACAUAUCCAUAUCCAUCCAGAUGCGCAACUGUAGGCACUCCCUAAAAGUCAAGAAAAUAUCGGUGUUUCUUCACUGAUUCAUGCACUCCUUACACUUAAAGUAAAUAUGGCUGUUUCUUUAUCGAUCAGCCACUAUAGUAACGGUAGGCACUCCCUACACUCUAAGUACAUAUGGAUAUGGUUUCUUCAUUGAUUAGCCAACAUAGUACCUGCAUACACUCCCAACGUGUAAUAAAUAUGGACGUUGCUUAAAUGAUUAGCGUCUAGUAGCUGUAUGCACUCCCUACAAGACCCUUACAUUUUUUUUAUUAUUCUAUAUUUGAUAACAUAUGAAGUCAGCCAGGAAUCAGGUGGACUAAGAAUUGUGAUUAAUUUGCUGAAUUAAGUUUAGUAGGAUCAGUUGUGAACUGAUAAUCUCAUGUCUUAUUUCACUUGCACAUAGGGACUUUAAAACCCUGACUUGGAUUCUUGUGCCUUUUGUUUAGAGCGAGGUCCACAUGAAAGGCAUCAAUAAAUAAAUAAUAAAACAA
Molecule: messenger RNA, 2171 nt
Organism: Phyllopteryx taeniolatus (common seadragon)
Lineage: Eukaryota; Metazoa; Chordata; Actinopteri; Syngnathiformes; Syngnathidae
Gene: tectb
Product: tectorin beta
Exons: 9
Coding region: 698-1576 (292 amino acids)
Cellular component (GO): cell surface
Source: RefSeq, a predicted model, not a curated record